AUGAUCCACGUCAUAUAGAACUAAAUAUUGAUAUAUAUUACACGUUAGUAAAAAUGAUUGACUCGAUUUUGCUUUAAUAAUAUUCAAUCAUGCCUAUUUUUCUCCCUUCCAACGGUACACAAUGCAUCUAUCCUCUCAGCAAUAAACACACCUCUGUUGUCCAAGCUUCAUUACGUGCUGUCCUUUGCAACAAAAAAUCUUGGCGCAAACAGAAUUCAAAUCCCACCAUUUACUUCCUUGCAUACACAAUUUCCUCUCCAUCUCUUUUCCUCCCUUUUUUUUUACAAACAUGUUUCUCUUUCAUCCCGGUUCGUAUCCUGCCGCAUUUGGUCCGUGCUUCAGGUCAGCUAUUUCCCCCCCGGCAGCUAGCAGGCCGUGUCUAUGCAACGUCUUUCCCGCUCUCCCGCCCUGACCCGCCGUUUUUAAGCUUGUAUUGCCGCGAAAAACGGGCGGAAGCUGUUUAUGCUAUUUCGUAUCGGUGCCGAGCCGGAUCCUGGUUAGCCGGCGUAAAGGGCCGUGCUGCAAAGUCUGUCGUGGUUCGUGUGAUGGAAGAUGAAUCCUUCCGAUUGUACGUCAGCACGGUCGCCUGAGAACUCCCUAGAUUUUGCAGAGCAUUGUCCUGUUUGGUUGUGUUAUUCGUCUUAUAGUACUGUGGAAAUCAUGCUGCAAUCUGUCAAAAUACAUCAUGUUCAAAGCAUACAUAAUCACCCAGAUCUUGCCUUGAUUGAGCAACUAAUUCGUA
Trichoderma harzianum CBS 226.95 is the source of this 742-nucleotide messenger RNA. RefSeq lists its product as hypothetical. The transcript has a single exon. Lineage: Eukaryota; Fungi; Ascomycota; Sordariomycetes; Hypocreales; Hypocreaceae. The coding region runs from base 90 to 590 and encodes 166 amino acids. The record is from RefSeq and is a predicted model, not a curated record.